Gasterosteus aculeatus aculeatus (three-spined stickleback) is the source of this 4810-nucleotide messenger RNA. RefSeq names its product ATPase family AAA domain containing 2 (gene atad2). Lineage: Eukaryota; Metazoa; Chordata; Actinopteri; Perciformes; Gasterosteidae. The record is from RefSeq and is a predicted model, not a curated record. Gene Ontology annotation, cellular component: nucleus. Gene Ontology annotation, molecular function: histone binding; ATP binding; chromatin binding. Gene Ontology annotation, biological process: transcription initiation-coupled chromatin remodeling; nucleosome assembly; nucleosome disassembly.
ACGUUUAUGGCGCCAGAAAUCAAGGCUCCGCGAGGAGCUGCUGUUGGUCAGCUGGCCGUUAGCGCCCGUCUCUGUGCUGGCGGCACCGCAAACAUUGUACAGUUCAAGGCGGAAUAGAGGAUUUUUAUCCGCAGUUCGUGCUAAUACGAGGUUGGGUUUGGGGUCGAGAUGGUGAUACUACGCAGCAGCAGCGGCGGCGGCGGAGCUGAGCCCAUCGCGACCACUCCGAAGAGGAGGACGAUGGAGUUGGAUACAAGCUCCGAGUUUCUGUCGCUUCUUCCCGCGUCGCAGAGAAAGUCCACCCGGCUGACCCGGUCCUCGCAGGCCCUGGACGACAGCUUCAGCAGCCCGGAAAACCACAUGACCAAUGGACAUGCUGAUAUGAAGCCGGAUGAGGGAACCGAAGCUCAUCACUCCCGAAGGACCCGAGGACAGCGAGUUAAAGAAGGAGUGUCUUUUGCUGAUCUGGAGCUAAAGACCAGCUCCGUAGAGGGAUGCCUGAGAAAGUCUUCCAGGCUGCAAAGGGAGGGAAAGGUUUCCAUGGCCAAGCAGCAAGCAGAUGUUUCAGAUAAGGUGGAGGGCUCAUCCACUCCCAAGAGGAGUUGCUUUGACCUACAGAGCCGAGAAGAGGACGAGGAAGAGGAUCGUUCAGUGCGACGUAGUUCCCGAAUCACCCGAUACAAACUGGAUUCCCGCAACCAGUCCGUGCUCUACGACCGCCUCAUCACCAACACUGCUGAAGCUGUCCUCCAGAAGAUGGACGACAUGCAGAAGAUGAGACGCAGACAGAGGAGCAGAGAGAGGGACAAUGUAGAAGAGAUCGGUAUGUACACCAGGGGAAGAGUGACUAGGUCUCUGAGGACAGAUGUGGAGAUUAAGGACACAGAGGAAGAGAAUGAAGGAGGCGAUGCGGAAGAUCACAGCAAAGAGGGGGGUGAAGAUGUAGAAAAAGAUGAGGAGGAAGUUGAUGAUGAUGAGGAGGAAGAGGAGGAGGAGGAUGACGACGAGGAAGAAGAAAAUCAGAGGCGUUAUGACUUCCGGCAGCGAAAGACUGUGGUCCGCUAUCAGGCCCCACAGGACGAGCCCAGAGAGCCCAGGAAGCGCAGCAUGUACUUCAAGGACCAUUCUUCUCCUUCUAGACGCAGGUUUAGAUUCAGCUCCACGGCCCCCCGGAGCCCCUACACCAGGAGGAGAACCAGCAGGAGUAGUUCUGAGAGAAGAAGACACGCCAUCCACAGUAGUGACUCCACUUCUUCAUCUUCCGACGAUGAGAAAUUCCAGAGACGGAAAAGUAAGAACAGGAGCUUGUCAGUCAACAGAUGUCUGCCUAUGAACCUUGUGAAAGAAGAUCUGCUGGGCAUCCACAAGGACAGGAUGAAGAUUGGAGCCAGCCUUGCUGAUGUGGACCCGAUGCACAUCGACAAGACGGUGCGGUUUGAGAGCAUUGGAGGUCUGAGUAGACACAUCUCUGCGCUGAAGGAGAUGGUGGUGUUUCCUCUCCUCUAUCCAGAAGUCUUUGAGAGGUUCAAGAUACAGCCUCCCAGGGGCUGUCUAUUUUACGGUCCUCCAGGCACAGGGAAAACCCUCGUAGCCAGAGCGCUGGCCAACGAGUGCAGUCAGGGAGAAAGAAAAGUGUCUUUCUUUAUGAGGAAAGGAGCCGACUGCCUCAGUAAAUGGGUUGGAGAAUCUGAGAGACAGCUGCGGUUGCUUUUUGACCAGGCGUACCAGAUGCGACCGUCCAUCAUCUUCUUUGAUGAGAUUGAUGGUUUGGCUCCAGUCAGGUCGAGUCGCCAGGACCAGAUCCACAGUUCCAUUGUGUCAACCCUGUUGGCCCUCAUGGAUGGAUUAGAUGGCAGAGGGGAGGUUGUUGUGAUCGGAGCUACAAACAGACUGGACUCCAUCGACCCAGCACUGAGAAGACCAGGGCGCUUCGACAGGGAGUUCCUCUUCGGCCUGCCGGACAGAGAGGCGAGAAAGGACAUUCUGAAGAUCCACACCAGACUGUGGACUCCACCACCCGCCGACACUUUUCUGGAAGAAUUGGCAGAUAAAUGUGUUGGUUACUGCGGCGCAGACAUAAAGGCCGUUUGUUCGGAGGCUGCCCUGUGUGCAUUACGGCGUCGCUACCCACAGAUCUACUUCUCAUCCCAGAAGCUAGUGCUCGAUGUCGACUCUAUCGCCAUCAUAAGCAGAGACUUUAUGUCGGCCAUGUCCAAGAUGGUGCCUGCUGCACAGAGGGCAGUGGUGUCACCAGCCAAGGACCUGAUACCUGCCAUUCGUCCUCUGCUGAGCGCCGCCCUACAGGACGUCAUCCAUACGGUCAGCCGACUGUUCCCACACGCUGAGCAGUGCUUAAAGAGGAAGAGAGAACAAGAUGUGGCCCGUGGUGUGUCUGAGGACGACCUGAUGUUCAGUGAGGAGGAGGACUCAGAAGUUUGCGCCACUGGAGAGGCCGCUCACUCCCACCUCAAAAUACCUGCUGUCCAGGGACCCCUCAGCCUCAACAGGAGUGUGCUGAGCCAGCCCACCUCGUACCGCCCCAGGCUGCUGUUAGAGGGCAGACUAGGCUCCGGUCAGAGCUCCCACUUGGCUCCUGCUGUCCUCCACACUCUGGAGAAAUUCACUGUGUACACGCUGGACAUGGCCGUGCUGUUCGGAGCCAGCGCAACCGCACCGGAAGAGACUUGCGCUCAGAUCUUUGUUGAAGCAAAGCGGACCUCUCCCAGUAUCCUGUACAUCCCUCACAUCAGCCAAUGGUGGGAAACAGUGGGUCCGACCUUAAGAGCCACCUUCCUCAGCCUGCUCAGCUCCAUCCCUCCCUUCGCUCCAAUACUGCUUCUGGCUACAUGCAACCUGCCGUAUAACGAACUCAGUAUGGAGGUGCAGGACUUGUUUCGGAUGGAGUAUGGCGAGGUUUUCCACGUCAAGGUCCCCACCAGCAGAGAGAGAAGAAACUUCUUUGAGGAUCUAAUCCUCAAUCAGGCUGCCAAGGCCCCUGCCUCAAAAAAGAAAGCUGUGCUCAAUGCAUUGGAGGUGCUUCCUGUCGCCGCUCCACCUCCCCCACGUCAGCUGACACCAGAAGAGACCCGGAGACUGGAGGAGCAGGAAGAAGACACCCUCAGGGAUCUCCGCCUCUUCCUGCGGGAUGUCACCAACCGCCUGUCCCAGGACAAACGUUUCAAGGCCUUUACAAAGCCUGUGGAUUUAGAGGAGGUGCCAGAUUACGCUGAGGUGAUCAAGAAGCCAAUGGACCUGUCAACCGUUCUUACUAAUAUCGACCUCCAUAAGUACGGCACGGUCAAAGAGUUCCUCCAAGACGUGGAUCUCAUCUGGCAGAAUGCCCUUGAAUACAACCCAGACAGGGACCCCUCAGACCGUCAGAUCCGCCACAAAGCCUGUGCCUUGAAGGACAGCGUCCACGCCAUCAUCAGAGAUGAACUGGAUGAAGAUUUUGAGAAGAUAUGUGUGGAGAUGAAAGCGUCCCGCAGCACAAGAGAUUGUUCCACGGCCCGGUUUGCUCCGUCCUUUUACCACGUCCUUCCCAAACCACCCAGACGUCCUGCUGAGGCGAACAUCACGGCCAUAAGUCCACAAAGAGAGCCAGCUGGACCCACAGCUGCAGUCACUUCCAACACAAGUGCCUCUGCUGUUACAACAUCUAAAAACACAGCACAAAAGAAGAAAAGACGAAAGAGUCGCUGGUCCGCUGGCUUGUAUUCAAAGAAGAAGUCUCCCUGCUCUCCUCACAUGUCCAGAGAUGAAGCCCACUUAGGGUCGGAUGACGAAGAUGUGGACAACGAGGAGGAGGAGGAGGAGGAGGUUGAGAAGGGAGGAGGAGCAGAGUUUGAUGAAGGGACUAGAGGAGAGGAGGAUCAGAUGAUGGUUGAUGUAGAGUCAGGGCCUGCAGCGGCCCAUGAAGGUCGCUCUGGGUCGGCUGUGAAGGAACAGGACAGUCCGGAAGGACGAGAGGAGGGUCAAGCUGCUCGAGAGACGGAUAUCCAGAGUGAAGGGGUGAAGGCUGAAGAGAAGGAAAAAGAACUGGUGCAUGAAGUUGUCAUAGUUCGACCAGGACAGUCAGAGAACAAAGUGUUGAUUAAGGCAGGAAACGAAAUCGGUGAAGACAUUUCCCCUAACACUAAGAAGGACAGCCACACCAAGACAGAACAAGAUGCCCGGCAGCAAUCAAAGCUGACGGAAACUGAGAAAUGUCAAAGUGUAAUACAGGAAGGAGACAACAGAGUAGUUUGUGUAGAAGACGCAGAGCAGAACAGGCCUGCUGAACCAAUGGAGGUGGAAGCAACCGAUACCGUAACCACAGACGCCUCUGCAGCUACUAGAGGAGACGAAGAGAAGAGUGUGAGGCGCGUAACCCGGGCUCUAAAGAGCGCUGUGCAGCACCAGGUGAUCAAUGUGGACAAAGCGCUGCAAAUCUUGCACCAGGAAACUCCUCCUCUGGUAGUGGACAGAGACAAAUUAAAGGAGCUGCUGGACAGAGUAGUGAUCAAGACUGAAGGGUACGAGGUCUACAAGCUGGAGAAACUCUAUGCGCUGCUCUGCCAGAGCAUCUAUAGACACAGACGAGACUACGAAAAAACUACACUAAUACAGGAGUUGAAACAAGAGAUUGAAGACUUCUGUUGACUUUUCUACUGGAACAAUUGUUUUAUAUAAGCAUGCUCAGCAUCCACAGCUAUGUAAAUAUACAUUGUUUCUAUUUUCAUAGAAAUCUACCAGCACAUAUAUUUGUGCAUUAACUACAUAUAUGUAUUAAGUCUUUUGUUUCUAUUUAAUUAAAUGGUUUUCCUCUGAA